AUGAAGAGGGAGUGUGUAACAUCAUAUUCCUCUUUCACUGUCCUGGAGGUCACCUGCUCAGACUCUGUCAGGCUGGUGAAUGGGACCAGUCUGUGUUCAGGCAGACUGGAGGUGAAGUCUAACCAGUCUAACCAGAGGUGGUCCUCAGUGUGUGAAGCUGACUUUGACCAGCAGGAUGCAGAGGUGGUCUGCAGGGAGCUUGGCUGUGGGGCUCCUUCAGUCCUCCAGGGGGCGCUCUAUGGAGAAGUGGAGGCUCCAAUGUGGACCAAAGAGUUCCAGUGUGGAGGCCAUGAGUCUGCUCUCCUGGACUGUAGAAGCUCAGGCUCAGAUAGAAACACCUGCUCACCUGGCAAAGCUGUUGGACUCACCUGCUCAGAGCCUGUCAGGUUGGUGGGAGGAUCCAGUCGCUGUGCAGGAACACUGGAGGUGAAACAGGGAGAGUGGAGACCGGUGGAUGGUGAUGACUGGAGCCUGAAGGAAGCAGCAGUAGUUUGUCGAGACCUGGACUGUGGCUCUCCAAUUUCUAUAGAACAGAGAAAGGAGUCCACGAGAAGACCUGCAUGGUCGAUGACAUCUGAAUGUGUUCACUCUGGAUCUGCUCUGAGGGAGUGUGUAACAUCAUAUUCCUCUUCCACUUUCUUGGAGGUCACCUGCUCAGACUCUGUCAGGCUGGUGAAUGGGACCAGUUUGUGUUCAGGCAGACUGGAGGUGAAGUCUAACCAGUCUAACCAGAGGUGGUCCUCAGUGUGUGAAGCUGACUUUGACCAGCAGGAUGCAGAGGUGGUCUGCAGGGAGCUUGGCUGUGGGGCUCCUUCAGUCCUCCAGGGGGCGCUCUAUGGAGAAGUGGAGGCUCCAAUGUGGACCAAAGAGUUCCAGUGUGGAGGCCAUGAGUCUGCUCUCCUGGACUGUAGAAGCUCAGGCUCAGAUAGAAACACCUGCUCACCUGGCAAAGCUGUUGGACUCACCUGCUCAGAGCCUGUCAGGUUGGUGGGAGGAUCCAGUCGCUGUGCAGGAACACUGGAGGUGAAACAGGGAGAGUGGAGACCAGUGCAUGGCUUUGGCUGGAGCCCAAAGGAAGCAGCUGUAUAUUGUAGAGAGCUGGACUGUGGCUCUGCUGUUUCAGCAGAAUGGAGAAAGGAGUCCAAUGAGUCCUUAGAGAGACCUGUUUGGAUGAUAUCUCAGCAUGCCCCCUUUGGAUAUGCUCUGAAGGACUACGUAACACCAAGUUCCUCUUCCAACAUCUUGGUGAUCAUCUGCUCAGACUCUGUCAGGCUGGUGAAUGGGACCAGUCUGUGUUCAGGCAGACUGGAGGUGAAGUCUAACCAGUCUAACCAGUCUAACCAGAGGUGGUCCUCAGUGUGUGAAGCUGACUUUGACCAGCAGGAUGCAGAGGUGGUCUGCAGGGAGCUUGGCUGUGGGGCUCCUUCAGUCCUCCAGGGGGCGCUCUAUGGAGAAGUGGAGGCUCCAAUGUGGACCAAAGAGUUCCAGUGUGGAGGCCAUGAGUCUGCUCUCCUGGACUGUAGAAGCUCAGGCUCAAAUAGAAACACCUGCUCACCUGGCAAAGCUGUUGGACUCACCUGCUCAGAGCCUGUCAGGUUGGUGGGAGGAUCCAGUCGCUGUGCAGGAACACUGGAGGUGAAACAGGGAGAGUGGAGACCAGUAUAUGACUCUUACAUGAGCCUGAGGGAAGCAGCACAAAUUUGUAAAGAGCUGGACUGUGGCUCUGCUGUUUCAACAGACGUGAGAAGAGAGUCCCGAGGCAGAACUGUGUGGCAGACCCAAUAUAACUGUAUUGAUUCUGGAUCUGCUCUGAGGGACUGUGUACUGCAAGGUUACGGUUUCUCCAGCCGGGAGAUCACCUGCUCAGACUCUGUCAGGCUGGUGAAUGGGACCAGUCUGUGUUCAGGCAGACUGGAGGUGAAGUCUAACCAGUCUAACCAGUCUAACCAGUCUAACCAGAGGUGGUCCUCAGUGUGUGAAGCUGACUUUGACCAGCAGGAUGCAGAGGUGGUCUGCAGGGAGCUUGGCUGUGGGGCUCCUUCAGUCCUCCAGGGGGCGCUCUAUGGAGAAGUGGAGGCUCCAAUGUGGACCAAAGAGUUCCAGUGUGGAGGCCAUGAGUCUGCUCUCCUGGACUGUAGAAGCUCAGGCUCAGAUAGAAACACCUGCUCACCUGGCAAAGCUGUUGGACUCACCUGCUCAGAGCCUGUCAGGUUGGUGGGAGGAUCCAGUCGCUGUGCAGGAACACUGGAGAUGAAACACCAGAACGAGUGGAGACCAGUAUAUGAUACAUAUAAGGAGUGGACCCUGAGGGAAGCAGCUUUAUUCUGCAGAGAACUGAACUGUGGCUCAGCUGUUUCUAUGGGAUGGAGAAAUGAGUCCUCAGCCAGACUCGUAUGGAUGAUGAACUCUGGAUGUGUUGGCUCUGGAUAUGCUCUGAGGGACUGUGUAAUACCACAGUUCAGUUUCUAUUUUGGGGUGCUCACCUGCUCAGAUGUGCUGGUUCAGCCCAACAUAUCUGUGUCCUCCAUGGACGGGGUCUCCGAGGCCCAGCAGCAGGGACUUCAGGUGCUCAGCGGCUCCAACUUCACCGUCAGCUGCUCCAUCCAGCCACAGUUCCCAGGAGGCUCCUUCCUGCUCAGCUUCACUUCCUCCAACUCAACACACAAUUACAACUACACCCAGCCAGCUGUCAAUCACUCUGCCCACUUCCUCUUUCCUGCUGCAGAGCCCGCCCACCAAGGAAGCUACAUCUGUGUUUAUCACGUCUACGUUUUUUUUCAAAACUUCUCGUCUGAGAGCCGUCUGCUGUCUCUCACUGUGUCUGAGGAGAAUGUGACGCCGAGUCAAAGAGCGUUUCCACCGAUUUUCAUCUUUGCUCUUGUUCUUCUGUUGCUGAGUUUGACGCUGUUCUUCACUGGCAUUUAUUCAUCUUGCAAGGCCACCAGGGGACAGACAUCUGAAAGACAGAGGGACACUGAAGUGUUAUAACUGCACUGAUUCAGUGAGGAAGAAGUCAAACGAACACCGAUGCUCAACUGAAAAACUGAUUUACUCAAGAGAAAUUUUUUAAGAGUGAAGUAAGAUUGCAACAUUCUCCUGGAGACUCUGCGGAAGGUUUGCAAACACGUCACUGCCUCACAGCACCCAGAAAUAUUUUGUAAAAGUCAGAAUCAAAGGUCUUCAUUUUGAACCCGAUCUGAAAACGGACUUGUGAUUAAUUCAUGAACCCAAAGUUCAUGUAUUAAUUAUUACACGAGAGACCUGAUCCAAAUGAACCCAACGAUGAUUGUUAAGACAACUUAUUUUUUCCAUUUUUCAAAUUUCUUUAUUUGGCCCUGAAUCCUUUAUCUUCCACUGCAGUGCACUUAGUUCCCCCAAAAUUUGUUCCCAGCUGUUAGUAGGUUCCCACCCUAUUGGUUACAUAGAGCGUACCUUUUUGUUUGCCUCGGCCGUUCUUUGAAUAUUUAACAUAUCCUCAUUCAAUGGUUCCUAUGAUAUCUGACAGACAUGCACAACUGUAUGUUUGACAUUUAACAAAUUAGCGCCCCACGACUCAGCGCCCCUGCCACUUAGGUUAGGUUUGCAAAGAAUCGCAGUUGAACGCCAUCACGUUACGUGCUUUAAUUAUAGUUAUGUACUUAACAUAAGGUUACUUAAAAGAAUCAUAGUUGGGCACCGUCAUGUUAUGUGCUUAAUGUUAAGUUCAAUACUUAAUAUAACAUUACGUACUUAACGUAGAGUAACAUAGAUUAGGUUUAGGAAAAUCAUCUGAGCAUCAUCAUGUUACGUUAAAUCAUGUUACGUACUUAACAUAAAGUUUUGUACUUAACAUAAAUUUACGUACUUCAAAUAACGUAGGUUAGGUAUAGGAAAAGAAUCAUUGUUGAGCGUCAUCACGUCAUGCACAUAACGUAAAGUUUUGCAUUAACAUGAACUCACAUAGUUAACAUAAAGUAACGUAGGCUAGGUUUAGGAAAAUAAUCAUAGUUGGGUAUCAUCACAAUACGUACCCAACAUAAAGUUACACAGGAUAGAUUUUGAUACAUAUAUUAGUUUUAAGAAAAGAAUCAUGGUUCAGUGCCAUCACAUUACCUACUAAACGUAAAGUUACGUACGUAACCUAAAGUAACAUAGGUUAGGUUUGGAAAAGAAUCAUAGCUGGGCAUCGUCAAUGUUAUGUACCUAACGUGAAGUUACGUACUUGACGCAAAGUUACACAGGUUACGUUUAGGAAAAGCAUUAUGGUUAGGUGUCAUCACAUUAUGUACUAAACGUAAAGUUACGUACUUAAUAUAAUAAAGUUAUGUAGGUCAGGUUUAGGAAAAGAAUUGUGCUUGGGUGUCAUCACAUAUCAUACUUAAUGUAAUGUACUUAAUGUAAAGUUAUUAAGUUAGAUUUUUGAAAGUAAAUUUACGAAAAAGAAUCAUGGUUGAACGUUGUCAGGUAUUUUAACAUUUUGGUACAAUAUAAGAAAACAAACCUUUUUGUUGAUUAAGAAUCACAACAGUGUUGAUUAUAAUAGUACACAAAAUAACGAUAAAAUCUGACGAUGAAAAUAUAACAGCAGAAAAUAUAACAUGUUGAUUAAAUUUAUAUCUGACUCAUUUCUGUAUUGAAAAUUUAAUUUAACUAAAUGUACAAAAGUAUCAGCAUCAAAAUAUACUUUUAAGUACUGGAAGUAAAAGUACACUUCAUUCUGAAUAAUACGUUAUAUUAUUGGAUUAUAAUUAUUGAUUCAUUAACGGCGCAGAGCUUUAAUUUUGAAGUGUUGUUUCCUGCUGUGGAGUGAGUGAGUGAGUGAUGUUGUGUUCACACCGGGCAUGGAUAAAACAAUUCACAUGCGUGAAUUACAUGCAAAGUCCCGCUGGGUGGCAUGAUGGACACGACGUGAAUGACGUGAAAUAUGGAAAUUAGUAACAAGAAAGAAGCAAGUAGCGCAAUUUCAUGUGUUACGCUAACUCGGGAGCUGAAAAAUAUGAACUGACCAAUUUCUGUAAAGUCAAUGUAAAGAUGCGAUUAGAUGCGAAUUCCCGCCAGGAGGCAUGAUGGAUAAGACACAAAUGGUGCCAAAGAAGCGAGUAGCGUGAUUUUGCGUCAUACACUUAUUAGCAAGAGUUGAAAAAGCUUAACGUCAAUGACUAAUUCACGCCGUGAUAGCCAAUUAGCAUUGAGAUCCUCCAGAAACGUAUGGCGCAGACGAAGUACCGGUGGAAGUUUAUCAACCAAUUCAGCAAUUAAGCGAGUCAACACGCGUUCAGCGGUGUGAACACAACAUAACAGACACCAACUUGACGAUGACAACAAACUAGCUCAACGACAUUGCCGAACACAAGCAUGACUCUGAAUAAUGAAACUGUGUGGACCUUGAACUGACGACGAGGGAGAAUUCUGGACUGAUUAUUUCUUUCGUGAUUAAUCGUGGUGUUUGUUGUUUUUUUGUUUGUGUCUCCAUUAAAAUACAUGUCAGUUAA
Molecule: messenger RNA, 5471 nt
Organism: Epinephelus lanceolatus (giant grouper)
Lineage: Eukaryota; Metazoa; Chordata; Actinopteri; Perciformes; Serranidae
Source: RefSeq, a predicted model, not a curated record